GCUCAAGAGACUCUCAGGACAUGGAGGGGUCCACGAGUCCCUCACAGCCCUCCUGCUGUGCGGCCAGGGGUGACUGCACUCACCUGGGGAUGACCAGGCAGAUUUGCCAGCAGGUAUAAAUACCAGCGGUGGGGUCAGGUCUCUCUCACAGUAGACAGGCUCACAGGGAGAACAUGGAGAAGAUAGGCUUGAUGUGCUUCAGCUGUUUGCUACUCUCUUGGCUCCAUCAGACUCAGGGGAAGAUCUCAGAGUAUCAGAUAGAGUCGGAGAGCCUGAGUCGAUGUGAGUCUCUCCGAGGCGUGGCUGUAGCAGAACAACACGACCAUGUCCCACACUGCUUUGAGGAUGGCAGGUUCAGGCAGGUGCAGUGCCGUGCCGGGGGAGAGGAGUGCUGGUGUGUCUCCCCAGAUGGAGAAGAGAUCCCUGGAAGCAGAACCACCGGCUCACCUGUGACCUGCCUGACCUCCUGCCAGCUGCAGAGACACAGGGCCCAGCUGGGGGCCGCUGGUGCUGCCGGGCCCCAGUGCCAGGCGUCCGGGGAGUUCCAGCCCGUCCAGUGUUCCCCGGCCCGGGGGCAGUGCUGGUGUGUGGACCUGGACGGCAUGGAGCUCUAUGGGACCAGGCAGGAUGGACCCCUCUCCCUCUGUCCUGGCAGCUGUGAGGUGCGGGCGCGGCGUGUCCUCCAUGGCAGCAGAGGGCGCUCUCCUCCUCAGUGUUCAGAGCAGGGCAGCUUCCUGCCCGUGCAGUGCCAGUUCGUCAACAUGACGGACAUGCAGGUGUUUGAUCUGCUGGCUAACUUCAACAGGUUUCCUGAGGACUUCCAGACCUUCAGCAGGUUCAGAAGAUCCUUCCCAGAGGUCUCCUCCUUCUGUUCCUGCUCUGACAGCCGGGGCAGAGAGAUCCCCAGCACAGGGGUGGAGCUGCUGCUUGACGAGGUGUACGACACGGUGUUCUCUGGGCCAGUCCUGGGACGCUCCUUCUCCCACACCAACAUGUACCGCAUCCUGAGCCGGAGGUUCCUGGCCCUGCUUGCCGCUCUGACCGGCAGCUUCAGAUGCCCCACCCCAUGCGAGAGGGAGCGGUCUGCAGCUCUGCAGUCGUCCAGCGUGUUCGUGCCGUCCUGCGACGCCGCUGGGGCGUACCUGCCGGGGCAGUGCCAGGCGGGGGGCCAGUGCUGGUGUGUCGACCCCAGCGGCAGGGAGGUCUACGGGACCCGUCAGCAAGGAACCCCACCAGACUGUGCAGCGGAGAGCGACUGUCCAUCAGCGCGUCGCCGCGCCCUCUCCAGACUCCUCUCUGGGCCCCAGGCUCCCGCCGCCUCGUCCCUGCAGACGGAGGCCAACCCUGGGGGCGAGCCGGCCCGCCUGGCCCCCUGCAGCCCCCGCCUCCAGCAGCUCCAGCAGGCGCUGCGGGCCUCCCUGCCUGAGGAGCAUCCAGCCAGCCUGGCCUCCAGCCUCACCCAGCUCCUCCAGGGCCUGUUCCCCUCCGGGGCCCUGGCGCUUCGGGCUCUCUCCGCCUCGCUGUCCGCCAGCCCCCGCAGGCUCCAGGAGAACCUCUUUGGAGGGAAGUUCCUGAAGAGCGCGGCCGCGUUCAACUUCAGCGGGACUGUGGGACCCAGAGGAACCCUGGGGUUGAGCUCAGUCUUCAGCCAAGUCGGUUUGACCCAAAACCAGGAAGAUCUCUUCCUGCUGGCCCAGACACUCUCCUCCUCCUCCUCUUCCUCCUCCCACCAGAUUAACCUGGACCAGAACAUCUUUGACCCCUUCGGACGGACCGUCAACCUCAGACAGAACAAGGAGCUCCUGCUGCUGCUCAGCCAGAUCCUGGAGACCCGCUCCUUCCAGUCCGCCCUGACCCAGGCCCUGACCCAGACCCGGGCAGAGUCCCCCAGCGAGUGGACCCAGCUGCUCUCAGCCCUGCUCCCUGGCCCCCAGACCCCAGCCUGCCGCCCAGCCUCCCCCAGACCCUACAUACCCAGCUGCACCCCUGGAGGGCAGUACCAGGAGCUGCAGUGUCUGGGCCGGGAGUGCUGGUGUGUGGACGAGCGGGGGCGCGAGGUGGAGGGGAGCCGCUCCCAGGACCGGAGCCCCCGCUGCCCCUCUCGGUGUGAGAGGGAAAGGGCCGCGGCCCUGAGGGCCAGGGCCAACCAGCCGGCCGGGGUGGACAGCUUCAUCCCUAAGUGUCUGGAGGACGGGGGCUACGUGGCCCUGCAGUGUGUGGGCCAGACGUGCUUCUGUGUGGACACUGCUGGACAGAGACAAAGCCUUAUCACGGCUGGGGAGACGCUUCAGUGUCCUAGUGCCUGCCACACCAAGGCCUCCCAACUCUUCAUGCAGCAGGUGAGCUCAGCUCUGAGAGACCCCGCGGCCAUGUCUGAUCUCUCCGCCUUCUACGUCCCCCGCUGUGCCCCCGACGGCACCUGGCUUCCUGUCCAGUGCGACGGCCCCCCAGAACAGGCCUUCCAGUUCUACCAGGAAUGGACCAAUCAGAACAGCGCGGGCCGGGAACUUCCUGUGUCUGAGCUCCUGGAGAUACUGAGGGCUUAUGGGAACAGUAGUUCUGCCAUGGCCUCGUUCGGGGGCUUUCUGGAGGAGCUGUAUGCAGCGGGACACCAGAGAGUCUUCCCAGGCCUGCGAGCGUUCCCCCAGCUGGGAGACAUGCCCAGGGAGGUCCUGGAGGGGCGUGGGGGCGCUCUGAGGGGGCCCGGGGGGCUCCUGGACCCCCUGGCUGUGUGGGAACUGCUGAGGGGGCAGGGAAGCCCCUAUCCGGGGUCCCUGGCUGACUUCAGCCUGCCUCUGCAGCACGUGGACCUGCGUCGCUGCUGGUGCGUCUCCCAGGUUGGAGAGGAGAUCCUAGGAACCAAGGCCCUGGCCAAUCAGGUCCCUGCUUGCCCUGGUUCUUGUGCUGUGGUGCAGCGUGAGGUAGAAGACUUCCUGGAAGGGGCGGAGCAGAUCAUCUCCAUGUCCAACUCCUCCCACUUUCCCUUGGGCGCUGGCUUCCUAUUGGCCGAAGGGCUCCGUCUGACUCAGGAAGAGUCCCUCCAUGCUCUGUCCCCGGGGGAGGAGCAACUCUACGACAGGCUCAUGAGUCACUCCAACGCUGCGCUACAAUUGGCCGUCUACUCCACCCUCCAGUUCUCCUGGCAGAGCCAGCAGGGUAUGUCUGAGGACAGAGCCGUGCUGAGGCUGGAGUACCAGCCCUACUCUCCCCAGUGUGACGCCAGAGGACACUGGCUGCCCACUCAGUGCCACACCAGUACAGGUCAGUGCUGGUGUGUUGAUAAAGAAGGAGAGUACAUCCCUGGAUCCCUGACCAGUCGUCCCCUGAAACCACUCCAAUGUCAGACUCCAUGUCAGAGAGCUGCUACUCAGGCUCUGCUUUCUGAUUGGACGCCAUCAGUCUCUGACAACACCACCCCAUCCACCUACAGCCCAUCAUGUGAUGCGGCUGGUCAGUUCUCCGUGCUGCAGAGGGGGGGUCCAGACCAGGCCUGGUGUGUGACACCUGAGACAGGAGACACUGUGCAGCCUGCAGACCCCAGCGCCCCUGGAGAGCUCACCUGCCCCAGCCUGUGCCUGCUGCUGCGAGGGGCUGCUGGGCGGAGGCAGGUGGGGCUGGGCUACCAGCCGGAGUGCCGGGCAGAUGGCAGCUUCUCUCCGUCCCAGUGUGACGUCACACACUGCUGGUGUGUGUCCCCAGACGGCCGGGAGCUGGCCGGGACCCGGAGCACACGCAGCACGGGAGCCAGACCCCACUGUGAAGGUCCCCAGUGUCCUUCUCCAUUCCCCGCUGACGCCUCCGUCUCCCAGGGUGCACUGCUGUGUCGCUCCCAGGCCCUGGGUGGACAGCAGAGACAGAGCUGUGACCUCAUCUGUCACCAUGGCUACGACAGUGCCCUUCCUGUCAAGCGCUUCCUGUGUGAUGUCGACACCCAGACGUGGCUGGAGGACGCCCCACUGCCUCAAGCCUGCCAGAAGGUCCAGGUGUACCAAACAGUGCAGUCCUCUGUGCUAGUCCAGCUGUCUCUCUCUGAGUCUGCACAGCCCUGCUCCUCCUCCAGCCUGCAGGCUUCCCUGCUCACAGACAUGAGAGCCCAGGGGCUCUGCAGCCUGCAGCUGUCUCCCCCAGGGUCCUCGGUGUCUGUGUGUGAAGAGGACUCGGUGCGUGUGGAGUGUGUGAGCGAGGGGCGGGGUCACGCUGGAGGUCACCUGGAGGGCGUCUCUGCUCGACCUCCCGGUCGCCGCGCUACAGCACUAAAAGAGCACCCAUCAGACAGCACUAACAGAGCACCCAUCAGACGAGCACUAACAGAGCACCCAUCAGACAGCAUGUGUAACCCAUCUCUCUCUCCAGACGUAGCUCUGGGUGAGGCCAGGCUCCAGGCAGGACUACUGGGGCUUCUGGGUAGGGCGCCGUAUCACUCUAUCGUGACCUCAGACCCUCAAGUGGCCUUCACCUCUCCCCCCACCUUCGGCUGCUCCCCUGGGUACCAGCCUGGUACAGCGAGCACCGGCUGUGUGCUGUGUCCUGCAGGUGCGUUCUCCAGCAGGGGUGUGUGUAGGCCCUGUCCCCCGGGCUCCUACCAGGAAGAAGGGGGUCAGAACUUCUGCAGCCCCUGUCCCAGAGACAGCACCACGGCUGCAGCCGGAGCAUCCUCUAAGAAACACUGCAUGACAGAGUGCCAGCGCAAAGGACUACAGUGUUCUGAGAGAGGGGACUUCCUGUUGGCCCAGAAGGACUUCCUGUCAGGGAGAUGGGUGUGUGUGACGGCCGGGGGGGCGGAGCUAGCGUGGACAAAUAGGGAGGAGCCUCUGUCUGAGGAUGAGUGUAAAGUGCUGGGAGGGUUUGAAGACGUUCCCACAUCCAGACUCAUCCUGGAAGCUGAAGACUCACACCUGAUCAGAUCCCAGUCUUCUAACACCACCCUGGAGACACAUCUCCACACCUGCGUUCAAGCGUGUGCUCAGGAGCAGAGCUGCCACCACCUGGCAGUGUCCUCAGCAGGGGGCCAGGCUCACUGUGAGCUCUACAGCCAGCAGCCCUCCAACCUGCACUGCAACACCUCCGACCAGACCAGAGGGUUUCUGGGUAAUCCUGAAGCGGCCAUGUUUAAGAGGCUUCGCUGCUACCUGAGGGUGAGGGGCGGAGCCGGAGGAGACCUGCUGGUCCUCAGAAAGAAAGGUCAGGAGGUCGCCCUGCAGAGCGGCUUUGAGAGGAUGCCGUUCCGCAAGCUGACCUCGGGGGUGUACCGGACGGUGGUGUUCCCCGCGGAGGGAGCCAGUCUCACGGACGCACAGCGCUUCUGUCAGGACGCGUGCAGCUCAGACUCCUGCUGUGAAGGCUUCCUGCUCAACGCCAACGUCCUGGACGGAGGCAGUAUCAUGUGUGGUCUGGUGCGUUCGCCCUCGGUCCUCCAGUGUUCGGAGGGGGACUGGGAUGUGUCUGGGCUAGCCAGCUCUACCCGGGUCUGUGGCGCUGGGCUCACCUACGACCAGGACCACAAGAGCUUCAUCUUCAAUUUUGGAGGACAGAACUUUGUUAUCACGGAUGCAGCAUUGCCAGCGUCCAGUAAGAACAAGACUGACUACCAGGCUAGCAUUAUCAUCUUCCAGGCCAUCUACCUCCACACAGGUGUGGGGAACAGUACAGACGUCUCCAGCACCUGUGUGGGGGGUCAACCCACCCCAGACCCCCCAAUGACAGCUGCGGUCUCAGAGGCGUUUGAGCGUCUCGAGGUCAGCGAUGUUCUGGAGGAACCAGACAGGAACGUGCCUCAUCUUCUCUACUUCAUCUCCAAACACACCUUCUCUCCUCGCAACGCCCUGCUCUGGUGCCAGACACGCUGCCAGGAGGAGGAGCAGUGUUCUGUGCUGGAUGUGAGGAGUGAGGGAGACAGGUUCUACAGCUGCUCCCUCUACCCUGACCCCCGGGUGUGUGGAGGCUACGACACGCCUCUGAGGCAGCCCUGCCUCCCCCGCCUCCCCCAGCCUCUCCACAACCCCCACAUCAAGAAGGUGGACCUGUCCGGAGGGGUGAAGAGCUUCUACAGGCGUGUGUCCUUCAGGAAGAUGGUGUCCUACUCUGUCCGCAGCCGUGUCAGCCUGUCAGCCAACACCCUGACAGACAGCUUCAUGGAAUGUGAGAGACGGUGUGAUGAGGAUCCAUGUUGCCGUGGCAUCGGAUAUGUUAGAGACAGGAAGUCUCCAGGGAUGGAGGUGCUGUGCCUGACCCUGGUGAGCCUGGGGAUCCAGACGUGCCGGGAGGAGGAGGAGGGGGAGGGGGGGUCGUCCUGGCGUGUGCAGGACUGCAGCCCUUCAGGGGUGGACACCAGUGUGGAGCCCUACGGCUGGUACGAGAAACCAGUGAACCAGUGGACUAAGUCUCCUGCUCUGUGCCCCAAGUUUGAGCUCCGUGCUCCUUCCAUCAACGUGAGUAUGGAGGGGUGGAGGCUGUUAGGGGGUUCUUCUGUGCUGGUGGACCCCUCUCUCUCCACCUACGACGUGCUUUACCUCAGCCAGGACAUCUCAGAGGACCUGCAGAGGGCCACCGCCUGGUGUCUCUCUGCGUGUGAGGAGGCGGAGUCUUGUGUGGCGGUGACGGUGAGGAGGGUGGAGUCAGCAGUGCGCUGCGUCCUGUACCCAGACACAAGCACCUGUGGCCCCGCCCCCCAGGCACUGCACUGCAGGCUGGUCGUCAGGGAGACCGCCCCCCUCGUCUACCUGAGAGUUCCAAACCCAACAGGGGCUUCAGCAGCAACAUCAGUGUUCAUCCCGGGGCACGGAAUGCUCCUGGGCGUCGCCAGGACAACGGCUCUGGGAUCAGACAGGAAGACAGUUAUCCAGUUCCUGGGAGUUCCGUAUGCCCGUCCUCCUAUAGGAGCGCGGCGUUUCAGCGCCCCGGAGCCGGCCGUGUGGAGCGGAACGUGGAACGCCACGGUACCCCGAGCGAGCUGCCUGCAGCCUGGCGACCUGGAGACCUCAGCCUCCAGUGAGGACUGUCUCUACCUCAACAUCUUUGUCCCCAGCGGCAUCAAGGGGAGCACUGCUGUGUUAGUCUUCUUCUACAACCCCUCCAGUCCAGCCAAUCACAGCUCACCUGGUCUGCUAGAUGCCUCUCACCUGGCUGCCGUGGGCAACAUUGUCGUGGUAACAGCCCACACCAGGGUGGCAGCUCUGGGAUUCCUCAGAAUAGGCUCCGCCCUGCCAGGUAACUACGGCCUGCAGGACCAGCGGGCUGCUCUGCUCUGGGUUCAGGAGCACGUGGCUCGGCUGGGCGGAGACCCCAGGAGGGUGACCGUGGGGGCGGAGAGGGGCGGAGCUGACGUCACCAGCCUCCACCUGCUGUCCUCCCAGACUCCGCCCCUCUUCCAGCGCAUGCUGCUCAUGGGUGGCUCUGUGUUCUCCCCCUCCCUGCUGCUGGGUGAUGCUGAGGCCCAAGCCCAGGCCCAGCUCCAGGCCCUGGCCCUGGCCCGCCAGCUGGACUGCCCCACCUCUGACCCCAACCCGCUCAUGUUCUGUCUGAGGGCGGUCCCUGCUCGCGUGCUCAACGCUGCCCAGACCAAGCUCCUGGCGGUGAGUGGACCCCUGCAGGCGUGGUCUCCGGUGGUAGAUGGGCUGCAGGUGGCGGCCGGCCCCAAGGGGGCGCUGCAGAGCUCUGGACCCCACACUGUCGACCUCCUGCUGGGCUCCUCAGCUCACGACGGCCUCAUCAGCAGAGCCAGGAACAUCAAGAACUUUGAGCAGCUGCAGGGCCGAGCGGACAGCAAGACGGCCUUCUACCAGGCUCUGUCAGAGUCCCUUGGCGGGAGGGAAGCCAGCGUCCUGGUGAAGGAGGCAGCCACCUGGUUCUACUCCCUGCAGCACUCACCCACCCCCUCCGGCUACAACCUGUUCUCACAAGCUCUCAACAACGCCACCAGGGAUCUCUUCAUAGUGUGCCCCAUAGUAAAGAUGGCAGCCACCUGGGCAGCCAACAGCAGGUCCAAAGUGUUCCAGUACCACGUACCCGGGAGCUCAGCCCAGACCAGCGGCCCUGCAGACGUUCCCCUAGACGUCCAGUACGUGUUUGGAGUCCCUCACCACCCAGCUUCCUCCCACAGCUUCACCUCCUCAGAGAGACAGCUCUCCCUCCAGAUCACCAGCUACAUCGCUAACUUCAUCCACUCUGGGGACCCUAACCAGGCCCACCCAGCCUCCCUGGCCCCCCCCAGCCCAGCGCUGCCUCCCUGGCCCCGCGUCCUGCCCCUGCCUGGGGGGGCGCUCUCCAAAGAGCUGGCCGCGGGGCUCCGGGACCUCCAGGGCCUGCACAGAGAGGCCUGCUCCUUCUGGACGGACUACAUACCUGCGCUCAGCUCAGCCACAGCCAAGCUGUCUGGAGAUGGUCUGGGCUCCGCUCCUCCUCCUCCUCGUCCCACACUGACACAGCAGCAGUCCAGCCCACCGGCCCCUCAGACCAGCAGCCCGCCCAAGACCGAGAAGGACGCAUACAGUUAGACUCCUCCCCUCCUCGCCACGGUUGCCACGGACAACACCUACUAGUACCUUCAAGUCACAUUACGCUGCUGUCACUGUUCUUAUUUCUCAAUCACUCUGUAGCAAACAACCUUUAUACACUUCACAAUAAACAUGUCGUCAUUUUAAA
Molecule: messenger RNA, 8640 nt
Organism: Hypomesus transpacificus
Lineage: Eukaryota; Metazoa; Chordata; Actinopteri; Osmeriformes; Osmeridae
Gene: tg
Product: thyroglobulin
Biological process (GO): thyroid hormone generation
Source: RefSeq, a predicted model, not a curated record